CCAAAAUCUACUGGUGAACAUAAAAGUAAGCCUACCCAAGCCAGUGUGAGAGAGUUAAGAGGAUUAGGACUUUCACCAGAUUUAAUUGUUUGUAGGAGUGAAAAUCCCAUUGAUAAAGUUGUCAAAGAAAAAAUUUCAAAUUUCUGCCAUGUACCACCAGAACAAGUUGUGUGCUUACAUGAUGUGAAAUCUGUAUAUCAUGUUCCAAUGUUUAUGGAAGGACAAGGAAUGGUAGAAUUUUUCCAUGAUCGUUUACAGCUACCUCUAAGAACUCUAACUUUAUCUGAAGAAGGUAAAAAUCUUUCUAAAAAAUGGGAAAAACUUGUCCAAAGAAUGGAUCAUCAUAUAAAUGAAGUAAAAAUUGCGUUAGUUGGAAAAUAUACUGGCUUAGAAGAUUCCUAUGCUUCUGUCAUAAAAGCUUUGCAGCACGCAACUUUAGAGUGCAGUGUAAAGUUGAAUUUGAAAUUCAUUGCUGCUGCUGAUCUUGAAAAACCUGAUUGUGAAAGCAGUCCGAAAACAGAUAAUGAUCUUGAAACUCUCACUCAAAAAACCAUGCGAUAUCAUGAAGCUUGGCAAAAUUUAUGCAAAGCUGAUGGAAUUUUAGUUCCUGGAGGAUUUGGUUCUAAUGGGUCUGAAGGAAAAAUGGCAGCAAUCAAAUGGGCCAGAGAAAAUAAAAUUCCAUUUUUAGGGAUAUGUUUGGGUUUUCAAUUAGCUGUUGUGGAAUUUGCUCGCAAUGUAGUAGGGUGGGAGGAUGCAGAUUCAUUUGAAAUUGCUCAAGACAGAUUGAGCAAAAAAGGUCUUAGUCAAGAAAAUAUUGAUAGCGAAUUGCGGAACAAGAAGCAUGUUAUAAUUGAGAUGCCCGAACACCAUACUGGAAUAAUGGGAGGAACAAUGAGACUUGGGAAAAAAGUUACAAUAUUCAAAACAAAUGAUUCAAUUCUAAGAUCCCUAUAUAAGAAAGAUGUCAUUGAAGAACGUCAUAGACAUCGUUAUGAAGUGGAUAAGAAUUAUGUUCCUGAAAUCGAAAAAGGAGGUCUCAAAUUUAUUGCAGAAGAUGAAACUGGUGAACGUUUAGAAAUUUUAGAAUUACAAGAUCAUCCUUAUUUUGUUGCUGUUCAAUUUCAUCCUGAAUAUAUGUCUAGACCUAUGAAACCUUCUCCCCCUUACUUAGGAUUCAUAUUAGCAUCCUGCAAUAAACUAAAAUAUGUUCUUGAAAAAGGUACUAUCCCUCAAUAUGAUUCAAUAUAUUCAGAUGAUGAAUGUGAUAGAAUAGAAAAUAAAAUUGAAGCAAAUGAAUCAUUGCCCACAUCAAUCACAAGUCAUGCAAAAUAGUGUUAGCAGAGAAAUUUAUAAAAAUUCUAUUGAAAUGUACAUAAUUAUGUGCUAAUAAAUAUUUUUUGACAUA
Parasteatoda tepidariorum (common house spider) is the source of this 1405-nucleotide messenger RNA. NCBI's taxonomy places the organism in Eukaryota, Metazoa, Arthropoda, Arachnida, Araneae, Theridiidae. The record is from RefSeq and is a predicted model, not a curated record.